AUGGAAAAAAAUUCUCGGUUGCCGGAAAAUUUAUCUGCCGGUCGGCAAAUGGCGAUCGAAGAACUCAUUCGGGGUCAUGAAUUUGCCACGCAACUUCAGAUUAUCCUCCUUAAGUCCACCGAAGAUCAUGAGUCAGUCACAGCAGAGGAGCUGGUUGCAAAGAUCUUGAAAUCGUUCACGGAGGCUCUUGCAGUACUGAAUUCCGGCAAGUCUGGUGAGAAUUAUGAAGAUCCGGCAACUGCGCAAGACGGUUCGCCUUGUUCCGAUGUCCAGAAGAUUGAAGAUUCCGGCGAGAACAGGAAAAGACCCGCUUCCAUUGAUCAUCCCAGAGGGGGUUAUAAGAGGAGAAAGAUGGUAGAGACAUGGAUCAAGGUCACUCCCAAGCCUAUAGAAGACGGCCAUUCCUGGCGAAAAUACGGCCAGAAAGAGAUUCUCAAUGCCAAAUACCCAAGGAGCUACUUCAGGUGUACCCACAAGCACGACCAAGGUUGUCUAGCAACCAAACAAAUUCAAAAGACCGAAGAAGAGAAUCCUCCAAUGUAUCGCACUACUUACAUAGGCCACCACACAUGCCAAGAUAUGCUCAUGAAAGCCCCCCAAUUUGUCAUGGAUAGCUCUCCUGGAGAGGGUUUUCUAUUGAGCUUUGAAUCAAACACUUCAACCAAACCAGAGCAGCUUCCCUCUUGCUUCUCAUCAAUCUCUUCUAUCAAACAAGAACACAAGGAACAAGAAAAAGCCCUUGUUAUUGAUCCAAAAACCCAUCAUUACAACCAAUCAUCCUUGGAAUAUUUCCAAUGGUCAGAUCUACCAGAGAUUAAUGAAUCAUCUAGACCAACAUCAUCAGUAUUGUUGCCUUCAACUCCAGGGUCAGAGGAUUAUGGAGAUGUUUCAGGCGGGUAUUCAUGUACUACCACCACUAGCAGCUCUCACAGUAGCUUUGAUAUGAGUUCUGUUCAUUUUGAUGAAUUCAAAUUUGAUGAUUUGCUCUACUAGGAAUUUAAAAGUUAGAUGGGAAAGUUCUGUUU
Molecule: messenger RNA, 1025 nt
Organism: Telopea speciosissima
Lineage: Eukaryota; Viridiplantae; Streptophyta; Magnoliopsida; Proteales; Proteaceae
Product: probable WRKY transcription factor 70
Exons: 3
Coding region: 1-993 (330 amino acids)
Biological process (GO): regulation of DNA-templated transcription
Molecular function (GO): sequence-specific DNA binding; DNA-binding transcription factor activity
Source: RefSeq, a predicted model, not a curated record